Messenger RNA from Drosophila elegans, 598 nucleotides. RefSeq names its product U6 snRNA-associated Sm-like protein LSm4. The coding region runs from base 97 to 558 and encodes 153 amino acids. The record is from RefSeq and is a predicted model, not a curated record. Gene Ontology annotation, molecular function: U6 snRNA binding. Gene Ontology annotation, cellular component: spliceosomal tri-snRNP complex; U6 snRNP; P-body. NCBI's taxonomy places the organism in Eukaryota, Metazoa, Arthropoda, Insecta, Diptera, Drosophilidae. Gene Ontology annotation, biological process: mRNA splicing, via spliceosome; P-body assembly; spliceosomal snRNP assembly. The transcript has 4 exons.
ACUGUUCUGUUUCCAUUUCAUUCCAACAAUGCGAUAGUUCUUCUCUAAUCUCCUCCAAAUUUAAGUUAUCGCUGUAUAAAUCGAUAUCUCAACAAAAUGCUACCACUGUCACUUUUGAAAACAGCACAGAGCCAUCCUAUGUUGGUGGAGCUGAAAAAUGGUGAAACAUACAAUGGCCACUUAGUUAGUUGCGACUCCUGGAUGAAUAUCAAUCUGCGCGAUGUAAUUUGCACCUCAAAAGACGGCGACCGUUUCUGGCGAAUGCCGGAAUGCUAUAUCCGCGGAAGUACUAUUAAAUAUUUGCGUAUUCCCGACGAAGUGAUCGACAUGGUGAAAGAGGAUGCGCAGGCAAAGUCGAGAAAUCGCACAGAGAUGAAUAAAAACCGUGGCGGCAACUCGUCGCAGAAUCAACGCGGCGGACGCCCUGGUGGCAACCGAAACAAUGUGGGCAAUCGUCCUGGCCAGGGAUACGGAGGUCCUGGAAACAAUGCGAUGCGCCUCGGUGGAACUGCUGGUCAAGGGAAUCGUCUGCCCCACGCCGCCAAGAAUAGAAAGUAGUUGUUUGGAGCGUAGUAAUAAAUUUCUUUCAACUAUUCAA